UUCGCUUAAAAACUACAUAAAAAACUCCGUCAAUACCAAAACAACAUCGAAAAUGUCGUUCGAGGAAGACGACGAGUCGUUCGAGCACACACUCCUGGUGGUGCGCGAGGUUUCCGUUUACAAAAUUCCCCCUCGUUCUACUGCCGGCGGCUACAAAUGCGGAGAAUGGUUACAAUCCGACAAGAUCUGGUCGGGCCGGCUUCGAGUCGUAUCCUGCAAAGACCGGUGCGAGAUCCGAUUAGAAGAUCCGAACUCCGGCGAUCUAUUCGCUGCUUGUUUCGUUAACCCUGGACAGCGGGAGAACUCGGUAGAGACAGUCCUCGACUCGUCCCGGUAUUUCGUACUUAAAAUCGAGGACGGGACAGGUAAGCACGCGUUUGUUGGUCUAGGGUUUACAGAGAGAAAUGAAGCGUUUGAUUUUAAUGUGGCGUUAUCGGAUCACGAGAAGUACGUGAGACGAGAAAAUGAGAAAGAGAGUGGCGAAACGAGUGAGAGUGAUGCUCAUAUUGAUAUUCAUCCUGCCGUUAAUCAAAGAUUAAAGGAAGGGGAGACUAUAAGAAUCAAUGUGAAGCCUAAGCCAUCUGCUGGAGCUGGAAUGCUAUCAGCUGCAGGGCUGUCUGGAGGGGUUUCAACAACUGGAAAGCCUAAACCUUUAGCAAUUGCGCCGCCACCAACUGGAGUGGGGAAACUAAGGUCUCCGCUCCCACCACCACCCAAUGAUCCUGCUGCUGCUCGAAUGACGGCAGGGAAUCAUGGUGGAAUUGGUCUUAAAGUACCACCCAAGGAAUCUACUCGAUGGUCCACUGAUUCUUUAUCAGAUUUGUCUCCGCUUGAGAGAAAUCUUCCAUCAACAGCAUCAGGAUCAACCAAGACAACUGCAUCAGGAUGGGCUGCUUUCUGAUUGUGUUGGGGAUUUGUUGAGCAUGAUAAAGGCAUUUGUUUAAUGUGUUUUUUGUAAAAGCUGAAAAAAUGAACUACGAAAUCGAGAAAUGUAAGCAAGCAGGAGCUACCAAAUACCAUCAUGUGUGCAAAAUAAUGUUAUAUCAAAUGCUUCUCUUCUUCAUACAUGGAUUGAGUUCUUAUUUCUACAUAAUAGAGAAAAGUUUUGUGUCUC
Messenger RNA from Populus nigra (black poplar), 1114 nucleotides. RefSeq lists its product as uncharacterized. NCBI's taxonomy places the organism in Eukaryota, Viridiplantae, Streptophyta, Magnoliopsida, Malpighiales, Salicaceae. The record is from RefSeq and is a predicted model, not a curated record. The transcript is spliced from 3 exons. Bases 53 to 901 code for a protein of 282 amino acids. Gene Ontology annotation, biological process: endocytosis. Gene Ontology annotation, cellular component: membrane; clathrin vesicle coat.